Planococcus citri (citrus mealybug) is the source of this 1096-nucleotide messenger RNA. It is a transcript of the gene Uch, whose product is annotated as Ubiquitin carboxyl-terminal hydrolase. NCBI's taxonomy places the organism in Eukaryota, Metazoa, Arthropoda, Insecta, Hemiptera, Pseudococcidae. Gene Ontology annotation, biological process: protein deubiquitination; ubiquitin-dependent protein catabolic process. The coding region runs from base 246 to 929 and encodes 227 amino acids. Gene Ontology annotation, cellular component: cytoplasm. Gene Ontology annotation, molecular function: cysteine-type deubiquitinase activity. The transcript is spliced from 9 exons. The record is from RefSeq and is a predicted model, not a curated record.
UCCCGCCCGCCUAAUUAAAUUUUUUUUUCUUAUCAAGCCUGCAGUCUGCGGAGUGAUUAGCGUUUUUGUUUUACAAAAGUUUUAAAUUACAUUACAAAUUCUUCUAAGUUUUCCUAAUUUUGUUUAUUAAUUUAUCGCAUUUUUGAUUGAUUAUUCGCAUUCCGAACAAAAGGUAUACGUUGAAGGGGAUAUUCGAUUGGCAUCCAUUAAUCAGAUCUCUUCAGAGCUAUCUACAGAUUCCCAUAAUGGCUUGGUUAUGUCUUGAAUCGAAUCCCGACGUUUUCACCAAGAUGAUAGGUGAACUUGGUGUACCAGAUACAUGGGAAGUAUGUGAUGUGUACGGAUUGGAUGAUGACCUGUUGGGCAUGGUCCCGCAACCUGUUCUUGCUAUAAUGCUUCUCUAUCCUGUCAAUGAGAAAGUCGAGGAAUUUGAAAAAGAACAAGUUGAAAAAGCCGUGAAAAAUAAUGAAAAGGUUCCUGAUAGUUUAGUGUAUUUUAAACAAUAUGUUAGCAAUGCCUGCGGUACAGUGGCAUUGAUUCAUAGCAUUGCUAAUAACCUAGAUAGGAUUGACUUAGCGGAUGGGCCUAUUAAGAAUUUUAUAAACUCCAUUCGAGGUUUGAGCCCCGAAGAAGCUGGAAAGCUGUUGCAACAGUCAGAAAUUUCCCAAGUGCACGAUAAAGUAGCGAGAGAAGGCCAGACGAAGGCUCCGGAUCCGAAUGAGAGCGCCAAUUUCCAUUAUGUCGCAUUCGUUGAAAAAGAUGGAUGUUUAUUCGAAUUAGAUGGAAGAAAGCCGUUGCCAAUCAAUCAUGGUCCAACCACCAAAGAAACACUUCUACAAGAUUCUGUUCGCGAGGUCAAGAAAUACGUGGCAAGUGACCCACAAAAUCCUCUGUUCAACGUGCUUGCGCUAACCGCGAAGUUAUUGUGAUUGAUCCACGAGUUUGCCCGCAUUUUAUCGUAAUAUAUAUAUACCGAGAUUUUUUUAUUUUCAUUUUUCUAUUUAAUCACCGUAUCAUUUUUGUGAAAAGAAGCUAUGUAUUAAAAUCAGUUUGCGCUAUUCAAGUAUUCUAAUAUAAUAUUAUUCGUUUACGCGUA